AUGUCGGGCAUCCCGCAUGAGGAGUUGCCGAUCCUCGAGGCGCUGAUUAACAUCCGCAACCAACUCACUGCGCUCAAAAAAGACAGUGCCGAGUAUACCAAGCCGCAAGAGGUGCAAUCCAUCUACAAUGCCGUGAUCAAGCAGAUCACCAAGCUGAACACGAUCCGCGAGGAGCAGCAAGUAACCGAUGCUGUGCAGGAUGCCGGAAAGGAUGGUGGCUGCAGCAGCGCCAAGACAGACGGCGAGUACGCGGCGCCGGUCAUGAAGAAUACCCGUGUGGACACGAUGCUGGUCGACGUCUUUUACCUGCUGAGUCUCUUUUUCAUCACGGUCGGCCGCAGCCGCGAGUGCCCUGCGAUGUUUAGCCAGAUUGGGUGCAUGAAGCAGUUGCUGGACCACAUGGACGAGUCCGGGGUCUACACAGAGGCCGACCUGAAGCCGUUUUCGUCGCGCAUCCAAGAGCUGCGCGAGAUUGUCAAGAGCGACGAGCGCGAGAACAAACAUCCUCCGCAGCUCACCAAGCUGAUGAUGCGCAAGCUCGAGGUGUGCCAGCAGCUCGUGAACAAGCUCGAGUCCACGCUCUCGGUGCUCUCGGUGGAGCUGCUGCCUAUCCAUCAGAAGCUCGUCUCGAUCCGGCGGCAGCUCUUUGCAAUCGCGGCCAAGCGCAAGCCGGCCAAGUCCGACGUAAAGCAGCUGCAGGAGGAGCUGCGCAAGAUCGAGUCGAAGCGUGUCGACGGCAAGUUCCUCGGGCCGGGCGGCUCGUCGGUGCCGGAGGGCCAAGAGAUCCUUGCGGGUCUGCUCGAGAGCUGUUUCGAGACGAGCAACGAUAUCCUCGUGCGGAACAGCACCGUGUCGCCGACGCUGCAGCCGAUCUACGAUCGCCUGAUGGAGACCAAGCAGCAGCUCGAGCACCUCGAGCAGCGCCACCGCUGGACGCUGCGCGAGACGGAUCUCUGGACCUACCACCUGACGCUCAAGGACAUUGACCGGCUUCGCGUCAAUGGCAAGUUUGUCGACAACGAGGGCCGCCAGCCCGAGGGCCAGCUCGUGCUCCUGUACCUGCUGCGGCGGUGCUACAACCUGAUCAACAAGCUCAUUUCCUCGUCCGAGCCGCUCUCAGAAGAGCUCAUGCCGAUCUCGAACAAGCUCUCGACGAUCUCCAAGUGCCUGAAGGAGGUGAGCAAGUACGGGGGGACGUUUACGCUCCGCGAUCUUUACCCCUACCGCCUCGCUCUGCACCAGAUCGAUGCGAUGCGCAAGCCGGUGCCCGACAAGCAGGGCGAUCCGACGGAAGAGCUGCGGUGGCUCGCGCGCAAUGGGUCCGUGCCCGAAGGCCAGACGAUCCUCCAGGCGCAGUUCGAAGAGGUCGAGCAGACCAUCGAGGAGCUGCUGAACCGCGAAGAGGAGGAGGACGACGAGGACGAGGAGAUCGGCGACGAUACCCUCGACGGCUCGAUGCUCAGCAGCCGCUCGGUCACGACCGAGGGCACCGAAGAGGGCACGGCCAGCGAAAGCGACUUGGUCGUCUCGACCAUCAUCGAAAGCCGCUCCGGCGCGAGCGCGACCAGCCACUCGGCAGACACCGACGUGGCCAUUGGGACGUUGGCUAUUGCGUAG
This is a messenger RNA of Malassezia japonica, 1617 nucleotides long. RefSeq lists its product as uncharacterized. Gene Ontology annotation, cellular component: cytoplasm; nucleus. The record is from RefSeq and is a predicted model, not a curated record. The transcript has 3 exons. The coding region runs from base 1 to 1617 and encodes 538 amino acids. Lineage: Eukaryota; Fungi; Basidiomycota; Malasseziomycetes; Malasseziales; Malasseziaceae.